AUGGACGCCACCAAAAAAGCCGCCUCAGACGCCAUCGAUGAAGUUGUCCAAACAACCAAACAGGCGGAAAAAAAGUUGGAACAAAAGCUCACAUACCUCUGGCACGAAAUCGACGCCUGGCAACAAGACAAUCCCUCCAUAAUCUCCGGCUACCGCCCCGCCUCAAACUCAUAUGCGAAAUCCUUCUCCUCGCUGAGCUACCUGCAUAAUGAAACAGUAAAUAUCUACACGCACCUCUUCGGCGCCCUUUCAUUCCUCAUCCUAUCCAUCGUCCUGUACCGAACUCUCGGUCCGAGAUAUGCGACCGCAACAAGAGAGGAUGUAUACGCAUUUAGUUGUUUCUUCGCGGGUGCGAUUGCAUGUCUAGGCAUGUCCGCUACAUACCACACAAUAUCGAACCACUCGCAUGCAGUAGCACGAUGGGGGAAUCAGCUGGACUACGCAGGCAUUGUGUUUUUGAUCUGGGGCAGUUUUGUGCCGGUGCUGUUUUAUGGGUUUAAGAGCGAGCCGGAGAUUAUGAGGAGGUAUUGGGCUAUGAUCACGACUCUCGCAGCGUGCACGAGCGUUGUCUCGAUGCAUAACAAGUUCCGCACGCCAGCGCUGCGGCCGUUCAGGGCGCUGAUGUUCGUGCUCAUGGGCCUAUCCGCUGUGUUUCCGGUUCUCCAUGGCAUCCAGCUCUAUGGCGUAGCACACAUGCGCGAGGCAGCUGGACUGGAUUGGGUGGUUUUGCAAGGUGUGCUGUACAUCACUGGGGCCGCCAUUUACGCGGCGAGAGUCCCUGAGAAGUGGAGCCCCGGAAAGUACGACAUCUGGGGGUCGAGCCAUCAGAUCUUUCAUGUUUUGGUGGUUUUAGCAGCUACUUCGCAUCUUGUGGGGUUGUUGAAGGCUUUUGAUUUCGAGCAUGGGAGGAGAAGUGGUGGUGUGGAUGGUGGGUCUAUGCAUAAGGUUGGGUUGUGA
Molecule: messenger RNA, 957 nt
Organism: Parastagonospora nodorum SN15
Lineage: Eukaryota; Fungi; Ascomycota; Dothideomycetes; Pleosporales; Phaeosphaeriaceae
Exons: 2
Coding region: 1-957 (318 amino acids)
Cellular component (GO): membrane
Molecular function (GO): signaling receptor activity
Source: RefSeq, a predicted model, not a curated record